Apaloderma vittatum (bar-tailed trogon) is the source of this 3516-nucleotide messenger RNA. It is a transcript of the gene KLHL14, whose product is annotated as kelch-like family member 14. Bases 18 to 938 code for a protein of 306 amino acids. The record is from RefSeq and is a predicted model, not a curated record. NCBI's taxonomy places the organism in Eukaryota, Metazoa, Chordata, Aves, Trogoniformes, Trogonidae. Gene Ontology annotation, molecular function: protein binding. The transcript is spliced from 7 exons.
UUCGUUCCAAUAAGAAAAUGCUGUUACUGGUUGGAGGAUUGCCUCCCGGACCUGACCGGCUACCCAGCAAUUUGGUUCAGUAUUAUGAUGAUGAAAAGAAGACGUGGAAAAUACUGACAAUUAUGCCGUAUAACAGUGCCCAUCACUGUGUUGUGGAAGUGGAAAACUUCUUGUUCGUGCUGGGAGGAGAAGAUCAAUGGAACCCUAAUGGGAAACACAGUACAAACUUUGUUAGCCGAUACGAUCCCAGGUUUAACAGCUGGAUACAACUUCCACCCAUGCAAGAGAGGAGAGCCAGUUUCUACGCCUGUCGCCUUGACAAGAACUUGUAUGUAAUUGGUGGAAGAAACGAAACCGGCUACUUGUCCAGUGUGGAGUGCUACAAUCUGGAGACAAACGAGUGGCGUUACGUGUCUUCAUUACCACAACCUUUGGCAGCACACGCGGGAGCCGUUCACAAUGGCAAGAUCUAUAUUUCAGGAGGUGUCCACAAUGGAGAAUAUGUCCCCUGGCUGUACUGCUAUGACCCGGUGAUGGAUGUCUGGGCCCGAAAACAGGACAUGAACACAAAGCGAGCCAUCCACACUUUGGCUGUAAUGAAUGAUCGACUCUAUGCAAUUGGAGGAAACCAUUUGAAAGGUUUCUCCCAUCUUGAUGUAAUGCUUGUGGAAUGCUACGAUCCAAAAGGUGACCAGUGGAAUAUCCUCCAGACUCCUAUUCUGGAGGGUCGCAGUGGCCCCGGCUGCGCAGUCCUUGACGACAGCAUUUACCUCGUGGGAGGCUACAGCUGGAGUAUGGGAGCCUACAAAUCUUCUACCAUUUGCUACAGUCCUGAGAAGGGCACUUGGACGGAACUAGAAGGAGAUGUUGCUGAGCCACUUGCAGGACCUGCUUGUUCAACUGUCAUAUUGCCAGCCUGCGUACCAUACAACAAAUGAUAGUCAAGGAGCACUGACAUGAACACUGAUUGCAUUUGGAAAACAAUGACGGGUGACGUAAAUAUUUUAUUAGGACGGGAUUCCUGUUAGAACAAAGCUACCGUAAUUGACCCCUUAUUCCAUAUUUAUGCUUUAGGAGCAAACUAAAAGAGAACAAAAAAACAAGUGUUGUCCCAUCUCAGAUAGAUGCCGGUGUCUUAUGAAGCAAGUAGCUAAAACACACCGAACAUUACAUGCUGACAGACUGCCAUUUCAGACAUUUUAACUUUUUCCCUGCUGCAGAGAUAGUCCUCACGUCAAAUUUAACUUGAAAAAAAAUGAAGGCUAACUGUUCAAAUACAGCCUGAAGAGACAAGAUCAGUAUUGUGCAUUGUAUCUACCUGCAUGUGAUCUGUGGUGAAGUCAUGAGGAUGUUGUUUUCAUGAAUGCUUCAGAAUUCAGAUAGUGGAAAGCUCACUCUGCAUUGCAGAAUUGCCUCCUCCUCCGUAAUCCUAAACUCCAGCUACUUCACAUGCUCUGCGAGCAACACAGCAUCAGAAGAUUAUAGAAGGUAAAGAAAUAACAUUCAGUUUUUGCACAGCUUGGCAACUAAUACACUCUGCCUUCAAAGUCCCCACAUGUAAGUGCAGCAGAAAGCAGACUACAAUGAAAGCCAUGCUUUACAGAGCACUUCUUGCAAUAGCAGCUUAGGAAUUAGGAUCAAAUUCCGCUAAUCACACUUGUGUGAAGUCAGAGUCAUUUCACUGAAGUCACAUGGAAUGACUCUUUUUACAUUAGUACAACAGAAAUGUGGCCCUACAUCUUAAAUUCUGGAUUCGUUAAGUUACUUCUAUGACCACUUAACAAAGCGCCAGAACCCUUACUUACCUUUCACUAACCUGUUAGACAGGAGCGUCCAUGCUAGUUGCUUCCAAAGACAAGAAGACUGCAUUUAACUAUAGAUGUAUUGCUUCGGACUCUUAAAAGAGUAUGCACAAUUUUGGAGGGACACUGGUAAGUAGUUAAAAUACUUGUGUGUAGUUGAUCUCGAAAUGUACUCUGAAAGAUUUUCACUAGUGAUCCAAAGUAAUAACGAGGCUUGACUUUCCACUGCCUUAUAGCCUGUGUAAUUAUUUACACGCUGCAAAGCGAGUUCAGAAUGCUACCGCAUGGGACCAGCACCAUGUAAGACUCGCUUCGUGAACUCAUAGCUGCUUGCACAAGUCAGGCUGUCUGUGUUUUAAGCUUAUGUCUUUCUGUCCUGACUCUGCAAAAGCAGUGACAAAAUCUGAGCCUGAUUCUUCACCACCUUGCAGUUAACGUAGCCAUCUACACCUCAGUAAAGUAUAUGCAUAUUUCUUCCAUUGUGGUUUACUGGUGCUGCACCAUUACCCUCAGGACUGUCCUCUUCACUGGUAUAAAUUGACGUUGCUCCAUUGAAGCAAAUGGAUGUACUUGGGUUUAUGUCAGCUAAGAAUCUGGCCUCUGAUUUGCCUAUUUGUAACUGGCUGCACCAGAUAAAAGGCAAAGGAGACCCAGAUCCUGCAUUUUCAAGCCUAUACAUAUCUUUGACGAUAGUACUUAAUGCCAGUGCAUGAGGCAAGGAGCAGGCAAAUACCAGAGGUUGGUUUUGCUGCAGAGGCAAUAGAUGGGAGAAAGAAUCCAUUAUUUGCUGUGAAAAAUAGAAAGAGGGUGGAUGUACACAGAAAUUACACUAUAUAUUGAUGCUCGAGAGCAAUACAAAUAAUGGAGAGCAAAUACCAUGGGACUGUUUCUCUCUGGCAUCAGUCCAGUUUUAUUGCAGCGCAAUUCCCUUGCUUGCAGCAGAAUUACACAGUUGUAAAAUAGGAGUAAUGCAGUAAAGACUGAAACCAUACAAAUGCAAUAACCCAAUUGAUGAGGUAGCUGCACGCCUGGAAAAAAAUUGUUUAAACAAAAUAAUUAUCUAAAGAUGCUAAUAUCUGAAUGUGCCGUUGGGGAGUUUUCCAGUGAGCAUCACUAAGGAACUCAUAAAGGUCGAGUGUAUAUCCUGAAAUCUCAAUCCAUUUCUACUGUAUAGUGCAAUCUUAGUUGGUUUUGUAUUUAUUUAUAUUGUUCAGAUCCAAGGGAUCCCUUGUAAAAUAUAUUUGGUGCAAUCAUGACUUUUUUUUUCGUUUCCUGUUGAAAGUAUAUAAAUAUAAAUAUAUAUAAAAAGGAAACUGUUAAGAUACUAAAUGAGGAAACUUUGAAUGACAUUUAAGAUCAGGAUAAGGUCUGCCAUUAAACACUGUCACCUGUCUCUACUAAAAUGUACCAUUUUAAAAGGAUAUUUGUUGUCCUUUUAAGUGGUUCUUUUUUUUACCAAGAUAAGAUUUAUGAGGACUGUAUGUAAAUCUUUCUAUCCUUCAGGAAGGCAUGACCAAGAAAAGUGCUAACUGAAUAAGUCACACAAAGAAUGUAAAUUUUGUACAGUACUAGACUGUGUAAAUGAAGCUUGCUUGUAGGGGGGAAACUUUAAAUAAAACUUUAUGUACUAAUUCAACUGUCUGCCAUAUUCCUACUUAUAAAGUAUAUGUAUAAAUAAUAUCUACAUUAAAUUCUUUGGAACUUUUUUUAUCAU